ACGUGGGAAAUACGUCAAGUAAGGGCGAAGAGGCAAGGGCACAUGACAUUGACGGAUAAACAGUCUUCCCGCCCGUUUCACCUGCCUCGGCGCGCUUCAAUCCGCAGUGCUCUGUUUUCCUGCCUGUCUAUGACCCCACGCCAGUCUGAGUGGGAAGUGACUAGCUUACCUCUGAAAGCCAAAAUGGCUACUGCCGAAGGUCCGGCUAGGCUGCAUGACCGGAAUGCACGUCGCCGUCCGUUCUCGAGUUGGAUGAAACGCCUGGCGAGCCUCAAGAGCUCAUCUGACACAAGUACAAAUCGAUGGUCUAACAAACGACAUAUGGGUGUAAAGGCCAAGAAGGGCGAUCAAGGCAACAACCCAUACCCUCUCUCUGGAAUCGUCAAUCGUCACACGGGGGCUCAAACACCGACCGACUCAUAUACCGAUUCACAUUAUGUGUUAGAAUCUCGUUCUAGGAGCGACCCAUCUUUGCUUUCUGGCUACGAUCACCCGGCUCCCCUGACGAGCGCAAAAUCGGCCGCGCCAACCAUCUCCACCACCGGUGACGCCGCAUAUUCCAAGGCAGGCACAUUGACAACUGGCACCGAAGGGCUUAGCACGCAUGGAGGAGGGGAGGGUAGCACCUUUUCAUCGCCUGCACCCUCUGUGCGAUCGUUGGCUACUACCUUGACCACAGUGCACUCAGCGGCACCCUCGACCCAAUUGUACAAUGCACAAAAUACCCAUCAUGGACACCACCACGGCGGCUCUACACAGGGCUCCUCGAACCAGCAGGUUCAAUUCUCCCACCAAUUCCCCUCGACCUCCUCACCCGCUACCGCAGUUCCCCCGCACUUAGCGCCCCUGAACCAUGGCAUGACCUACAGCACUGCAAUUGCAAACAAUGCGUUGAACGACAAUGCUUCUCUUCUCACUCUGGCAAGCUCAUCUAAACGUCGCCGCCGCAACUCUCUAGAUACCAAUGCAUCCGUACGCGCGUUGGCUCCGUCUUCCGUUUUCGGUGGUAGCCGCGAGAGUCUGCCGCUGAGUGUGUUGAGUGGAAAUACUACUGAAGCGUCCAACAACUCUGUGUUCAAUGCACCGGGAAUCAUGAGCCGACCAAGUAUUGUCGGACUUGCGAGUGCUGAGCGCAUCAGUGUUUACUCGACUGCCGGAGCCACCCCGCUAGCCAGUACUACCGCGGAGCGGGGUAGCUUGUACGCCACCAAGCAAGCUACUAGUGGUGACGCGGUCAGCAUUCGCAGUGGUAUCCACUCGCAUAGCCGAAAUGAUAGUACUGCUGCCAGUAUCGCUGGGGGUAUCACCAGUCCAUUCACCAUGGCUGGCCGCAUGAGUCGCCGAAGUUCCGGAUGGGGAGAAAUUACUGGCGAUGCAGAUAAUGACGGAAAGCCCGCUCAGAAGGACGAAGAGGAAGCAGGUAUCAAGGAUGACAGUGUCUCUAUCAAGAAAUGA
This is a messenger RNA of Penicillium paradoxum, 1455 nucleotides long. RefSeq lists its product as uncharacterized. The annotation marks the transcript as partial. The record is from RefSeq and is a predicted model, not a curated record. NCBI's taxonomy places the organism in Eukaryota, Fungi, Ascomycota, Eurotiomycetes, Eurotiales, Aspergillaceae. The transcript is spliced from 2 exons.